This is a messenger RNA of Cornus florida, 501 nucleotides long. RefSeq names its product alcohol acyltransferase 16-like. Lineage: Eukaryota; Viridiplantae; Streptophyta; Magnoliopsida; Cornales; Cornaceae. Gene Ontology annotation, molecular function: acyltransferase activity, transferring groups other than amino-acyl groups. The transcript has a single exon. The record is from RefSeq and is a predicted model, not a curated record. Bases 1 to 501 code for a protein of 166 amino acids.
AUGCUAGCUCAUUACCAUAAUUCACAUAUUAAUAAUUUCUGUGGCAAUGGAUGUGCCUACCCAGCAGCAGUUUCAACCUCUGAAAUGCUGUGUAGAAAGCCAUUAUGGUAUGCUGUGGAGUUGGAAAAGUCGGCAAAGUCUGAGAUGAGUGAAGAGUACAUAAGGUCAGUGGCAGACCUUAUGGUGAUCAAGGGACGACCCUUGUAUAUGGUGGCUAGGAAUUAUAUGAUAUCGGAUACAACACGACAAGGGUUUGAUAAGCUUGAUUUUGGAUGGGGAAAUCCGGUAUAUGGUGGCCCUGCCAGAGCCCUUUCUUUGCUUAGCUUCUAUGUGCCAUUCAAGAAACCGUACUCUAGAGAAGAUGAGAAUGGGAUUGUGGUACCAAUAUGCUUGCCACAACCAGUCAUGGAGAGGUUCCAACAUGAGCUUCAGAAUAGGACUCGGGAGUGUGUGGAAGAUUCAUAUGAUAUAAAGCCCAUUAACAUUCAAUCCAUGCUCUGA